This is a messenger RNA of Gasterosteus aculeatus aculeatus (three-spined stickleback), 2380 nucleotides long. The record is from RefSeq and is a predicted model, not a curated record. Lineage: Eukaryota; Metazoa; Chordata; Actinopteri; Perciformes; Gasterosteidae.
GCGAGUUGGCACGGCGGUCACGUGACGGCCGUUCUUUAACCGCACGCUUUUCCCGGGGGCACCGUGAACGCACCGUGAUCAGGUAACACGGAGAGAGACGAGCGCGGCCCCCGCAGAGGUGGAAGUCCACGCGGCGGAUCGACGCUCAGUGACAGGAGCGGGAAGACGAAAGGAAAAGUGAAAAAGAAGAAAAGGGAAAGAUAACCAAAAGGAACCGUUGAGCUCGCCCGCGGGCAGAAGGUGGAAGAAGGUUCAAACUGGUUCGGUGUGAUUCCUACUUCGGGACGUGUGAACGCAUCGGAUCCGGUGACAGCCUCGAGCCCAAAGGCGGCAACAGACGCAAAAGAAAUGGAGAAUGGGAAGAGCCGCCUGCAGCAGGUCCAGGGGGACGUGGAGGAGGUCAAGGUCAUCAUGAUGGACAACUUGAACAAGGCUGAUGAGAGAAAUGGCAAACUGGUUGAACUGGAGGACAGGGCUGAUGUGCUGCUGGAAAAGAGUAAAGCCUUUGAAAAGACCUGCGUCAAGGUGAAGCAGAAGAAAAGAUGGGAGAACAAGAAGAUGAAGUUUGUGUUUAUCGCCAUCGGCGUGGUGGUGGCAGUCGUCAUUAUCGGAUUAAUAAUCUAUUUCAAUGUGCCUGGCACACAGUAGCUGCUCCGAUGUUGAAAGCUAAACAAAUUUCCGUGGAUUUAGGAAUGUGAAGUGGACAAAAAAAGAAGACGAUUGCAAACUGUGGGACUUGAGCAUCUCGCCUUAACUGCUCAAUUUGUGUUAUUUCUGUUUUUAAAAAUAUUUAUGGGAGUUUUGUUCAUACUCUUUUUUUGUCUUCACUUAAAAUGGUACCAAUGAUCGCUCGGCUACUUGGCUGCUUUUCUUCAUUCACUUCUCAAAGGUCAUGUCUCUCUAAAGGCUCUGGCAUGUUUCUGCAACUGCAGCUCCGGCUUUUUGUGCACUUGUGUCGACGCACUCGUUUCAACUCAUGGUUCUAAAAGUCUUGCGCGUGUUGCAGAGCAAUUUACCGCCAGAACAACAACAGGUGGAGUAUUGUUUUUUGUCGAAGAUGACCUAGAGAGCGACGUCUUUGUGUGUGGAAGUCGUUGGAUGUUUAUUUAGGGAUACAUAAAAAGCAGAGACUUUAUUUCCCCGUGCAUCGCCACUGCUCCUUUCCAUCGCCGGACACAUUUGUCCCGCAUUUUCCUCCACAACUUUGUUCCCCUCGACCGGCAAACCGACGUUUGCGGAGAUCUCCCUCCAUGAAUCAGAGGCCAUCCGCGCGUCCUUAUAGUCCGCCAAUGACGGCUUGUAGAAGCGGUCAUACUUACGAAUUUCUUCCGACAAAAGCUCUUCAAUCUGAUUCGAUCUGUCUUCAAAAAUAGUCCUUUUAAAAAUGGCGGUAUUAUGCCAUGAAACCGGAAAGGAUGUGAUUAGCAGACCAAUCACAGCCUGGCGGGCUGCGCGAGGUUGCGUUGUUUUUGACGCUAAACUAGAAAAAUUGGUCAACGCACGCAAGAAUGCAAUAAGGGGUAAAAAAGCACGCAAGCGGCACACAAGGGGCUCUUAAAAAUUAGAGAUGUAACUUAGACGUUCUCCUUCACCCUGUGAAGUGAAAAAUAUUUUUAACCAAACAUGAUCAUGCUGCUUCUCUUGUAAUUGUAUGUUUGUACACAAUUGUUCCCGUUUUAGAGCACAGCUCAGAGGAAGAGAAAAAUGUCGUCGGGGGUUGCUCGACUCCGCAGUGAAUACUUAGGGUCAACUGUGCGUGCAAGGAGACAGACGAAGAACAACAGUUGUUAAACUCGCUGGAUAAAGGCUGCUCCUCAGAGCUUCAAAUUGGGAAAAAAUAAAGUGAUGUAUUGUCACAGAAGUGGUGUGGUGGUUAGCACUGUCGCCUCACAGCAAGAAGGUCCUGGGUUGGAUUCUGCCCAGUGGCCUUUCUGUGUGGAGUCUGCAUGUUUUCCCCGUGUCUGCGUGGGUUCUCUCCGGGUUCUCCGGCUUCCUCCCACAGUCCAAAGACAUGCUCUGGGGAUCAGGUUGAUUGGGGACUCUAAAUUGCCCGUUGCUGUGUGAGUGUGAGUGUGAAUGGUUGUGUGUCUCUGUGUAGCCUUGCGAUUGGCUGGCGACCAGUCCAGGGUGAACCCUGUCUAUCGCCAAGUUGGCUGGGAUAGACUCCAGCACCCCGCGACCCUGUGUGCAGGAUAAGCAGUUUGAUGAUGGAUGGAUGGAUGGAUUGUCACAGAAACUUUCAUCAGUCAAAAAUCAAAAGUUUCCUGAACCAUUAAAAUGUUUUAUCAUAUUAUUUCAUGGUGCUGAAAGGAAGACAUUUUGGAGUUUUACGUUUGAAUUUUUUUCUAUAAAUUAGUAUGACUUGUGUAAGAAAGCAGAA